Molecule: messenger RNA, 1542 nt
Organism: Xyrauchen texanus (razorback sucker)
Lineage: Eukaryota; Metazoa; Chordata; Actinopteri; Cypriniformes; Catostomidae
Product: high mobility group nucleosome-binding domain-containing protein 3-like
Exons: 6
Coding region: 142-432 (96 amino acids)
Biological process (GO): chromatin organization
Cellular component (GO): chromatin; nucleus
Molecular function (GO): nucleosomal DNA binding
Source: RefSeq, a predicted model, not a curated record
GUCUGCAUACUAUUAACAUGUUAUUACCAGAUGUGUCUUACAUAUUGAUUCUGUAUUCUGUGGUAGUUAAACUCUCACACCUUCCAGGUCUAUAUCUGCCUUUCUAAUUUAACAAACACAAACGAAAGGAAACUUGAAAAAAUGCCCAAGAGGAAGUCACCUGAGGGAGCUGAAGCUAAAAGCACCACUAAAGUUACAAAGCAGGAGCCCACUCGGAGGUCAGAGCGUCUUUCCUCAAAACCAGCUCCUAAACCUGAACCAAAAGCCAAAAAGCCAGCUGCCAAGAAGCCAUCCAAUGACAAAGCAGUAAAGGAGAAUAAGGGCGGAGCCAAAGGAAAGAAAGUGGAGAAAGAGUCUGCGCCCACUGCAAAUGGAGAGACCAAGCCAGACGAGGAAACUGAGACAUCAAAGACUGAGGCUGAGUCAAAAUAGUGAUUGAAGUUUGUUUUCCGGAAUAACAAAGAACAUUUUGUAUUCCUAUUGAGUAUUUUGUAAAAUGCAAUUUUUUUUAGACUUAUCGUAUUAGAUAUCCUUAGCUAAAAGUCAACUCACAAUCCCUGCUGAAGCACCAACCUCCAUCUCCCUCUCCUGUCAGAAGGAUAGAUUCAUUUCAAAGAAAGGCAACAAUUAUUCUUGAAUGUUUCACCAACAGCUUGCCUGUCAAAUGAAGCCACUUGGAAUAUGUCACAUCCUAUGAUGUAAAAGCAGCUAAUUCAUGUUUUGCCACCAGAGUACAUACCUUUAGUUCCACGCACUAAGUGGUUGCUAACAAGUAUGCCUAUGGUGUGUGUCGUCUUUGAAUCUUGUUUUAUUGGUUGAAUUCUUUAAAAGAAAGGUAUACAAUGGGAAUUACAGAUUUACCCGCAAAUUUCUGCUUUUGUAGCAUUUUGAGAUUCAAAUGUGUUCUGAGUAAAAUGGAUCAAUUAAUCAUGACCCGUAACAGUGGCAGACAUCCAUUAGCAAUAAACAAGAGGUGCUUUGUGCUAGAUGAUUAGACAAACAGAAUAUCAGACACAUUAAUAAGUCCAUAUAACUGGUUUAAGAUAUUCUCUGUAAAAUGUUUUCGAAUAAAAGGUCAAUAUAGGCUCAGUUUUGUUGCGCUUGUUUCUACUAGUUGUUGCCGUUGCAUGCCAUUAUUCUCACUGAAACAAAGCCUUUUAGUUGCUUUAGUAAUGGUAGAGUUUGUAUUUUUAACUUUGUAGAAAGCUCUUGAGGGUCCGAGGUGUUUAGUGUAAAGCUACAAAGGCCUUUCAGUGUAGUUCUUUAUAAACAGACACAUGGGACCCUAAACACAUGCACAAAUACAACUGCUGAUGUCAGAAAGUGAAAGGUCAGCAAUGCUACUGGGAGGCAGACGAGGAAAUGAAUUGACAAUCAUUGUUGGUCUCUUUGUAAACCCAGCCAAUAGAUGAAAGGCCCCACAUUAUUGUGAAUAAUGUGUAAUGAUCAUACAAUUCACAUGUUUCUGAAGCGUGAUAAUAAAAGUGCUCCCUAAUUUAAGAAUGAAGUGAUCAUUUUAGACAGUCUAUACCGUAUACUUGU